AUGGAGAUCAUUCAGGAAUCUGUCCAACAAUUGUCUGAUGAGUUUGAAACUUAUAAGGUAAGACUGGUUCUUGUCAUCGAGGUCAUUCAGGAAUCUGUUCAACAAUUGUCUGAUGAGUUUGAAACUUAUAAGGUAAGACUGGUUCUUGUCAUCGAGGUCAUUCAGGAAUCUGUUCAACAAUUGUCUGAUGAGUUUGAAACUUAUAAGAUCAUUCAGGAAUCUGUCCAACAAUUGUCUGAUGAGUUUGAAACUUAUAAGGUAAGACUGAUUCUAAUCAACAAGGUCAUUCAGGAAUCUGUCCAACAACUGUCUGAUGAGUUUGAAACUUAUAAGAUUACUGCCCAGAGUGAUAUAGGUAUGUUAAAAACCUUGUUAGAAGAAGAACGUUACCGGGUAGAAAGAUUAGAAGUACAGAUAAAUGAUAUGACUGAACUACAGCAACAUGAAAUACAGAAUCUACGACAGGAUAUAACUGGUAUGGAGGAGAAAACAGAAUACAGACUUGACGAGAGGACCAGCGAUAUACAUGACAUGUUAGAGAAUUGUACCACAAGGAUCACAAAGAUGGAGCUUCAGCAACAACAGCAGCAGAUUAUCUCCAUGGAGAUGGUUGAGAAUGUGACCUUUCGAACUUUGUUGACAAAGAUGUUAAAUGUUGUUUUGGCUAUAUUAGCUGUUAUACUUGUUUUUGUAUCUACACUUGCCAACUGUCUUGCACCGUUUAUAGCUAAUAGGACAAGAGUUUUGAGUACGACUGUUCUAAUUGUUAGUAUUGUAAUGAUGUUCAGAAACUGGGACGGCAUCUCUAGCCUAAUAGGAUCUAUAUUUAACUUUCUGAGUAGUUUAUUUCCACAAAGGUGACGAGGAUGGUAAUAGUAUUGAAACUUGAUCUGGUAGUUGGACAUAUCCAAUAAUUAUUCAAAUCUUCUCAUUUAUAUGAACGGAAGGAGGACAUAUUUCUCAAUCAGAGGGAGAAUUCAUUUCUCCUUCCAAGGGAGAAAUCAUUUCUUGACUGGUGGCAACGAACUCAUUUUUACAUUCAAUAUUCAGUGAACAAUUAGGAAUUGAAUGAGGAAUCUGUCUUUAUGGAUCUGAAAUUAUAGGUUGUUAACAGCUGUGCUGUUAUAAUGAUAGUCCAAUCAGAAACAAGCUGUACUGCUAUUUCGACCAAUGGGAGAACUGCUUAUAAUCAGUGUUGUUAUUUCGACCAAUUGAAGAGCUGCUUAGAAUCUGUGAUUUGUGUAUUUGGUGCUGAAUGUUGUCAAUCAAAGUGAUGGAAUACUGACUGUCAGAAAUUACUGACAGUUGUCAGUGUGGAUAAAAGUGCUCUUUUGAUGACAAUGUUUUACAUUGUAGUUCUUCAUGUAAAUGUGAUUAAGUAUUUUUAAUCAGAUGGGGAUGAUAAUGGUUUAAGAUAAAAUGUUAUUGUACAUGGCCAUUUUUUUUUGUUAAGUGUGAGCAUAUGAUUUUAAUAUGUGUAUGUUGAUUUAAGAGAUUUUAAUAGUUUGCUGUUAAAAGUUUUUAUUUUAAAUGCAAUGGAUUAUUGUAUGGAAAAUGUUUGAAUAUAAUAUUGAUCAGUCCAUUUAACAUUAACAAUGACAGUUUGUUUUCUGGGAACCCCUAUUAACAGAUUUUUAUAUUACCACUUCCAUAUGAAACUUACAUGUAGAUUUUUUCAUAGAUAUUCACUUGUUUACACAUAGUAUGAAAUUCCAUUGUUUCAUUAUUGCCAAUCAAUGCAAAGGGCAGAAAUCGUAUUUUAAACUUAACAUGAAUAUAAAAGGGACAUGUUGGAAAGGGAGAUAAUUUAUUUAUUAUCUUUUCUUUUUUUUGGAAAGAGAGACAUUUUAACUUUUGGUAAAUUAAAUGUUGUGGAAGACAAUGUAAUAAUACUGUGAUGUUUUUUAUUUUGGUGAAAAUAAUUCUCUAGAAACUGUCUAUUAGAAAACACACAUAACAGAGAAGGGAAAAAAAUACCAAUUUGAUAUUAAAACUCACAAGUCUAAAACAUAAAACAUUAAUGCCAUGCUAAAUAAUCGAAAAAACUAUAUAUUUUUUUUAUCAGAAUGCAAAAAAUAACAGAAAUCUAAAGACUGAACAUCAAGAAACCUACAAAAAAACUUGGACUUAAGGUGGUACCUAACACUACAGGGAGAUAACUCUGUAAAAUCAGCUAACGUUUCAAUUACUUUGUGUUGUCUAUAAGGGAAUAUUAAGAUUCUCAAUGAUCAAAAUUAGUGUUUGUCAAACUGCUAUAUAACCAGUGUAAUUUUCUGAUAAAUUGGUUGGGUUCAAAUGUUUUGAAAUUUUUAUAUUUUUGUCAAAGGGUCAAAGUAAAUACUUUGCCAAAAUUUUAUGAAAAUUAAACAAGCCAAAUCAAUUUUAAGGAAGGUGUUGGGUACCACCUUCAAAAACAUGAGCUGCAGAAUGUAUGCAAACUGCUAAGUUACAUUUUAUUAACUUGAUACUGUAAACAUAGUUAUACCUACAGUCGUUUAACAUUGCCAAAAGUUUUAUUAUUAUUGAUGCAAUUAAACAGUGCCAACUGUGAAAUAAAUAUGUUGUAAUUAAUGAUUUAGAGUUCUCUCCCUUUUUAAAAAUGGAGACUUUUUCCUCGCAUUUGUAAAAUUGUGCAUAAAUAUACACCACUAUUUUUGUUAGAGUCAUAUGCAUUAUUUCUUUGAAUGGAUUUAAGGGUUCAAUAGUUUUUAACAUUACAUUUAUGUUUUUACAGAUUUCAAAGCAUUAGUUAUUGUAUGAAGUAAUUUGCUGGUCAAAUUUACUAUAUUCAAUUUGGGACAUUUUUCAAUAUCAUGUUUUUUUAGUGGUAGAUAUCAUUUUUAUGAUGUUCUUUGAACAAGUACCUAUCAUUUACUGUCUUUCAUCAGUCAUUUAAUGUUCUCAGAUACAUAUAUAUGUAAAUUUAAAACAAUUUUCAAGAACUUUUUUUGAAUUAGGAAUCAAACUUAUAGUGUUUCGAUACCAUAAGAGUUUAAAUUUCAAAAAAAUACUGGCAAAGAAAUUAAUUUUCUCAUUCAUACAAGUUAAUAUAUUUUUGGGACAAAUUUGUGAUUUCCUUUACAGCUCUUCUAUAAAAGCAUGCAAAACAAAACUUUAAUCAACUUGUUUGCUUGGAUGUUUGCAAAAAAUAGGUAGGCAGAGGUUCAGUCUGCCUUAUAUAUACUGGGAUUUGAUUGGACAAUAAAAAUUGACAGGAAAAGAUUUUUUUUUUAUUCUCCAAUCAAAUUCCUGUAUAUAUUAAACAGACUUAAACAGACUACCUACCUGUUGUUUAACAAACAUUCAAACAAACAGAGCAAGCAAGUUGAUCAAAGGUUUGCUUUGCAUGCUUUUAUAGAAGAGCUGUAAUAGCUAUCUUUCUUUCUUUCUUUUUCAGGGCAGGGUGAUAAACAUGUUUUCCCCCUUUCUUUUUGUCAGUGCUGGUUUUCAUGAUAUUGUUUAUAGGUGUUUAGAUGUAUAUUUUGUUAUGGAUUAAUUAUUAAUUUAUUCACUGUGUUGUGAUAUAUGCAUGUUUGGUAGAAUUGUUCAUAUUUUUAAUCCUGGAAUUCCAUGUAAUGGAAUGUUGUAUGAUUGUUCAGAACAUUGUAUCUCUUAGAGAUCAGCUGAUUAACUUAAA
Mytilus trossulus (common blue mussel) is the source of this 3637-nucleotide messenger RNA. Its product is annotated as transmembrane and coiled-coil domains protein 1-like. The transcript is spliced from 7 exons. The record is from RefSeq and is a predicted model, not a curated record. Bases 1 to 861 code for a protein of 286 amino acids. NCBI's taxonomy places the organism in Eukaryota, Metazoa, Mollusca, Bivalvia, Mytilida, Mytilidae. Gene Ontology annotation, cellular component: endomembrane system.